Messenger RNA from Lodderomyces beijingensis, 894 nucleotides. NCBI's taxonomy places the organism in Eukaryota, Fungi, Ascomycota, Pichiomycetes, Serinales, Debaryomycetaceae. The record is from the annotation of a GenBank genome assembly.
AUGUCAAAAGUAUCAAUUGCAGUUAUCGGACUCCACGGCUUCAUCGGCAAGCACGUUGUCGCCGCUAUCGAAUCAGGCAAAUUCGACACCAAGAUCCAGUUCCCCAUCAAAGCCGUCACGCGUAAACUGGACGUGCAAUCAACCGACAAGAUCCAAUACAUCACCGCGCCGGAAAUCUCCACCAAGGACGCAAACCUAGUCUCGUCGCUCAAGGGAACCGACGUCUUGAUCGAGCUCGUGAGCCCCACCCCGGAGCUCCUCUCCAACAUCGAGUCGCUAGUCGAAUUGAUCAAGCCGAAAUUGUUCAUCCCCUCCCAGUUCGGAACCGAUAUCCCGCAAGUCGACUCCUACGCUCCCGGUUUCCUCGCUUUAAAAACGCAGCACUCUGAAAAUGUGCGCAAGUUGGGCGGCAUUAAAGUCGUUGACAUUAUAACUGGAUUAUUCGCGGUGCCAGGCGCGUUCUUGUACGAGUGGGUCGGCGCAUUUGGCGUCACUGACGCGGGCAUCAACUUGAUCGGCGACGCCCAUCAGAAAUUCCACAUUUCGAAAUUGGACGACUUGGGCAACGUCAUCUUGGCCGUGGCUACCUUCCAUCCCAUCUCCGAAUUACCCGACACCGUGCGUGUCGCGAGCGAAGCCAUUACGGUGCAAGAUGUCAUUGACAAAUACUCUGCUGCUAAAGGGUUAGAUUUGAAGGUGAUUAGUGAAAAGAGCGCCGAGGAAGGUAAGAAGGAGUUGGUGGACAAGUUGAAUGCUGGGUUCGAUCCUAAGGAUUUCUUGUUUUAUUUGCAAGCUAUCGUGGCUCAAGGCUUGGACAAGGGAUUAUACUUCAGUGAAUUGCACAAUGAGUUGAUCAACCCAAACGAAUCAGUCUGGAAAUGGGGCAAGUUCUAA